Messenger RNA from Mus musculus (house mouse), 3271 nucleotides. RefSeq names its product CCR4-NOT transcription complex, subunit 11 (gene Cnot11). Gene Ontology annotation, cellular component: cytoplasm; nucleus; CCR4-NOT complex. The record is from RefSeq and is marked validated. The transcript has 7 exons. Bases 139 to 1656 code for a protein of 505 amino acids. NCBI's taxonomy places the organism in Eukaryota, Metazoa, Chordata, Mammalia, Rodentia, Muridae.
CGUUCCGCUCGUCUGACUUAGGCACUGUUUUUGUUUGCGACGCUGUCGCGGAAGGGUGCGCUUUACGGCCGCGGGAGGACGCAGCGAGUCGGCGCCUUGGGCCUCUCGGCCGGGAAGCGGGGUAGGCGGGCGAGGUUGAUGCCCGGCGGCGGGGCGAGCACGGCGUCUGGCCGGCUUCUCUCCUCAGCGGAUCCCAGAGGGGCGCGGGAGGCAGCGGCGUUCCGGAGCGGCCCGGCGGGCUCGAGCGGAGGCCGAGGCGGAGCAGGCGGCCCUGGGCCAGGGAUUGGAGGCCCCGCGGGCAGGAUGAGCCUGACCCCGAAGGAGCUCUCGAGCCUGCUGAGCAUCAUCUCGGAGGAGGCGGGCGGCGGCAGCACCUUCGAGGGCCUGUCCACCGCCUUCCACCACUACUUCAGCAAGGCCGACCACUUCCGCCUGGGCUCGGUGCUGGUGAUGCUGCUGCAGCAGCCGGACCUGCUGCCUAGCGCGGCGCAGCGCCUCACGGCGCUCUACCUGCUCUGGGAGAUGUACCGCACCGAGCCGCUCGCCGCCAACCCGUUCGCGGCCAGCUUCGCGCACCUGCUCAACCCGGCGCCGCCCGCCCGCGGCGGCCAGGAGCCCGACCGGCCCCCGCUCUCAGGGUUCCUGCCUCCUAUAACUCCACCAGAAAAGUUUUUCCUCUCCCAGCUCAUGCUGGCACCCCCAAGGGAACUGUUCAAAAAGACACCUCGCCAGAUUGCCUUGAUGGACGUUGGAAACAUGGGACAGUCUGUGGACAUUAGCGGCCUUCAGUUAGCCCUGGCAGAGCGUCAGUCUGAGCUGCCAACCCAGAGCAAAGCCAGCUUCCCAAGCAUCCUCAGUGACCCAGACCCGGACUCGUCCAACUCUGGAUUUGACAGCUCAGUUGCCUCUCGGAUCACAGAGUCUUUAGUCAGUGGCCCAAAGCCACCUAUUGAAAGCCACUUUCGACCAGAGUUUAUCCGCCCACCACCCCCUCUCCACAUCUGUGAGGAUGAACUGGCCUGGCUAAAUCCCACAGAACCCGAGCAUGCCAUCCAGUGGGACAGAUCGAUGUGUGUGAAGAAUAGCACUGGUGUGGAGAUCAAGCGGAUCAUGGCGAAAGCCUUCAAAAGCCCCCUGUCGUCUCCCCAACAGACACAGCUCCUCGGUGAGUUGGAAAAAGAUCCCAAACUUGUUUAUCACAUUGGCCUUACUCCAGCGAAACUUCCAGAUCUAGUGGAGAACAACCCUUUAGUCGCUAUAGAAAUGCUGCUGAAACUGAUGCAGUCAAGCCAGAUCACGGAGUAUUUCUCUGUCCUGGUCAACAUGGACAUGUCCUUACAUUCAAUGGAAGUUGUAAAUCGACUAACUACAGCUGUUGACCUACCUCCUGAAUUUAUUCACCUAUACAUAUCCAAUUGCAUUUCUACUUGUGAACAGAUUAAGGAUAAAUAUAUGCAGAAUCGUUUGGUGCGUCUUGUGUGUGUGUUUCUCCAGUCUUUGAUCCGUAACAAAAUUAUUAACGUGCAGGACUUGUUUAUAGAAGUGCAGGCCUUCUGCAUUGAAUUUAGUAGGAUACGGGAAGCUGCAGGCCUAUUCCGGUUGCUGAAGACACUGGAUACUGGGGAAACGCCUUCAGAGACCAAAAUAUCAAAAUAAUACCUCACUAGAACUUCCCUUUCUAUUGUUCAACUGUAUUUGGAUUGGUUUUUAAACUUGUAACUCUUGAGUGGAUUGCUUGAUCUAAGAAAUAUAAAUGACUUUAUUUACUUAAAGUAAAAUUUCCUUUUUCCUAGAUGUUUCCCAUGGAUGAAUUUUGGUGAGAACUUGGGAGAAAUGUUUAUUUUAGCUCUCUUGCUGAUGACAAUCCAUAUGAAUAGUUAUUCUGAAAAUAGUUAUUGCAAGAAAGGUGUAGGUGUUGCUCUUUUGAAUUUAAAACACAGUACCUGUUUCUUUUAGAAAACAAACUGUAGGUUUCUGAAAAACCAGGAAUUUGCUUUCGUAGCUUCUAGUGUGAAGCAUGGUCAGUGAGAGUGAGUGAAGACGCUGAGAAUUUACGGUGAGCGUGGCUCUUAGUAAGCAAGGUGUGAAACAAGGAUGCACAUUUCUGACAACAGUGUUCCUGGCCCACUGACAAGCAUGGGCACUCUGCCAGGCUGCGAGAGUUGGCAUUUUAUUCUUCUCUCUUAACCACAGUUAGUAAGGGUGUGGUUUUUGUGGUCUUAAGGACAAAUACGAGCUGGCACACCAGAAAUGUAUACCCAGGAUGCCUGUUUGGUGAGGAGGUAGAAGAGUCAGUACCUGGGACAGUGUGCCUUAAUUUUUUUUUUUUAAGACAGGGUCCAUCUAUGUAAUUCUGGCGCUCACUAUGUAGAGCAGGCUGGCCUUGAAAUCAGAGAUCCUUCUGCCUCUGCAUGCUGUGAUUAAAGGUGUAUACCACCAAAUCCAGCCUUUUUAAAAAAUGUCUGACAUACCAUUUUAUUUAAAGAAAUUAUGAAGAAUUCCUUUUAUGGAGAUAUCUCUAGAACCGAUUUAUGGGGACAGAAUCUGUUCUCCCACAUCCGGCAAGGCUUAAAGGAAGCCAAGCUUGGUGAUUUUGUCUUACUGUACAAUUACAAUCUCCUAACAGUGGAGAAGGAACAAGAAACAAUAAUCCUUGCGCCCCUGUGGGAGUGACCCCCUCUGAACUAGAGAGCUGACUCCUCUCAAUGCUCUGUAGUGGCCACUGCUAUUUUACAGAUGGCACUGGGCCAACAACAGCCCAUGAACAAAGCACUGUUUUAGAAUGACAAGUUUCAAAGACUUACUGUGGGCAACAAGCUCCACAGCUGAUAGGCAUGUCUUGUAGCUCAGGUUAGCUAUGGCCACAGCCCAACACAAAAUAAAAAAUGUAAUUAAAAUGACAGUAGCCAGAUGCAGAUACUCCCAACCAUUGGACUGAAGUUGGGGACCCCUAUGGUUGGAUUAGAGGAAGGAUUGAAGAAGCUGAAGGGGAGGACCAACCCAUAGGAAGACCAGUGUUCUCAACUAAACCCGACCCCUGGGAGCUCCCGAAGACUGAGCCACCAACCAAGCAGUACCAUGGCUGAUCCAAGCACAUACACAGCAGAGGGCUGCCUGGUCUGGCCUCUGGGAGAAGAUGCACUCGAUCCUUUAGAGACUUGAGGCCUCUGGGAAGGGGGGAGGUGGGGCGGGGCACAGAACCUUGGGGGUGGGGGUAGGAGUGGGAUGGGGGAGCAACAGCUGAAAUGUAAAUAAAAUAAUUUACAAAAAA